Molecule: messenger RNA, 823 nt
Organism: Physcomitrium patens
Lineage: Eukaryota; Viridiplantae; Streptophyta; Bryopsida; Funariales; Funariaceae
Product: histone H3.3
Cellular component (GO): nucleosome
Molecular function (GO): protein heterodimerization activity; structural constituent of chromatin; DNA binding
Source: RefSeq, a predicted model, not a curated record
CGUCGCGGCCGUGGGAUGCGGGAGCAUCCAAGGGCGGAGAGAGAGCCAGAUCGCCCUUGGUCUCUCCUGCAGUGGGAACGGGGGAGGAGGAGGGGCGCGUAUCGUUCGAGACGAGACACGCUUCCUUCCGAACCCUGGUUUUUCCACCGAGCCAUUCAUUGUCUGGUUACCCUCGUGUGUGUGUGUGUGUCUUUCAGUGCGUUUGUGUUUGAGGUCUCAUUUGCACCUUGCCGUUCGUUCGUUCGAUCGUUCGUCCGUGCUCUCGUUUCUUCUACAUCGCCGCAUCGUUUUCCGAGUGUCAGGAUGGCGCGUACCAAGCAGACUGCGCGUAAGUCGACGGGAGGAAAGGCUCCGAGGAAGCAGCUGGCGACGAAGGCUGCGAGGAAGUCGGCUCCGACCACGGGAGGAGUGAAGAAGCCACAUCGUUAUCGGCCAGGAACAGUCGCUCUUCGGGAGAUUCGCAAGUACCAGAAGAGCACGGAGUUGCUGAUCCGCAAGUUGCCGUUCCAGAGACUGGUCCGCGAGAUCGCACAGGACUUCAAGACCGAUCUGCGUUUCCAGAGCCACGCCGUGCUGGCGCUUCAGGAGGCAGCAGAGGCAUACCUGGUGGGUCUGUUCGAGGACACGAACUUGUGCGCCAUCCAUGCGAAGCGGGUGACGAUCAUGCCAAAGGACAUCCAGCUGGCGAGGAGAAUCAGGGGAGAGAGAGCAUAGGGAGGGAAAUCCUUGUACAGAUUUUAUGGGGACGUGAAGCGAAAAAACUUGAAAAAAACCAAAAAAAAACAGAAUAAAAUCAGUUUCGGGUUCUUUUGAACCCACCAAA